This is a messenger RNA of Rhododendron vialii, 1618 nucleotides long. RefSeq names its product putative F-box/FBD/LRR-repeat protein At4g03220. Gene Ontology annotation, molecular function: protein binding. Bases 131 to 1387 code for a protein of 418 amino acids. The transcript is spliced from 3 exons. NCBI's taxonomy places the organism in Eukaryota, Viridiplantae, Streptophyta, Magnoliopsida, Ericales, Ericaceae. The record is from RefSeq and is a predicted model, not a curated record.
CCCUGCGUCCAAGAACCCUCCAGCCUAAAUAGAAGCCGAGAACAGAAAAAACCACCACAGCAAAAUCCAUGGCAACACGGACCUCCAAGAAGAAGAAGGAUUAAACCCUAACGCUGAAAACAAGUCGAAGAUGGAGAGAAUCAUUAGACCCAGAACAAACAUCGAUCUACCAGAAGAAAUACUCCACCAUAUAUUCUCUUUCCUCCCAAUCAAAACCCUCGCACAGACCACCGUUCUCUCCAAACACUGGAACCAACCAUGCCUGUGGCCUUCCCACCCUCAUCUCUACUUCCCCUGUCUCACUCCCGAUUCCGUGGAAUUGAUACGCACUGUGUUGUCUCGCCGUCAAACGGACUCCAAUAUUACCACCUUUCGCCUCUCCGGUUAUGUAACUGCCUCUUGCUUGCCCGAUUGCAUCGACCAAGUAAUGAAGCACGGAAUCGAACAGAUUGAGCUCGACGUUAGAUUAGACCUUUCCUUUACUCUUCCUCCGUGUUUGUUCGGCUGCAAAACUCUCAAGGUUCUCAUAUUGAAUUGCCAAAAUAAGGUACAAAAUAAUUGCCUUGAGGCGGAUACUUGUUUCAAGUAUCUUACUUCAGCAGGCCUUCCGUCGGUCCACACCUUGUCUCUAACUAAUGUAUACUUUUUAAGGGGUUGGGAUUUUUUUUCUGGGAAAAACUUCCCUCUCCUUAGGAAACUGUGCUUGAAAAAUUGUAGAGGACUUACUAGUCUUCAUAUCAAAUGCCCGGGCCUAGAAAUUUUAGAACUUGAGCGUUUGUGGCUAAUUUGUUUGGAUUUUUCUGGCAUUGGGUUACUGGAAUUACGAGUCACAAAGUGCUUCCGAGGUCUCAGUUGUUGGGCAAAUAUUCUGGCCCCAAGUCUCCAGAGUUUAUAUUGGGAAGGCAAAGUUUCUCUGGAUUUUAGAGUAGAAAGCUUCAGAGACCUCAAAACAUUCUCCCUUUGGUUUUACUACAAAGUACCAAAUAGAGCAACAUUGCAGAGUGUAUCCACCUUACUGUCGGCAAUCUGUUUUGUAAGAUCUAUGAUGUUUGUCAGAAGUGGAAGCCGAGUUCUUGAGACUUUGGCAAAAAUAGAAUCUGAAGGUGGUCUUCCAUGUUCUUUCAAUAACCUCAUAACCUUGGAGCUCCAUACUAAGAUGACCAAAGAUGAAAUCACAGGGAUAAUAUGCUUGCUUAGAAGCUCUCCAAUACUCCGGACCAUCACCAUCACCAUAACUGCAAAUAGUUGUUCCCACAUUGGAAAUGAGAAGUGGAAUGAAAAACAAUACUGGAUAUCUCAAAUUCCAAAACUCAAGUCAAUCGAGUUUCAUCUGAAGGUUGCAAGGAGUAAUGUGCGAGGUAGUAAGAUGCAUAAGAGUGUAGUCUAGUUAGUGAAAUUAUUGCUUGGGCAUGGAAGAGCGUUUUCGGAAAUGACCCAAUUUUAAAGAGCAAACGGGUUGUUCCUCCUCUCUGGCGAUUAAUGAUUCGUUUUGAGAUAGUGAAGUUUGCACGGUCAUCUUAUAAUGUUAUAAUUUCUUUUCUUUCGUAGGACCCCUUAAUUGAGGGAGACGCUUUUAUUAUAAGUUCUUUGGCAACGACUUGUAGGAUGGUUUAUUUUA